CUGACCUUUGCCACAGUCGUUAAACUAGGUGAUUAUCUGUAUAUCGACGGCGGUCAAAUAUCGACCUUUGUCGACAACAAUCAAACAAAUGACGCAGAAUCAUUGGAAUUUAGCAAAACACUCGCGAUACCACUCAACAAAUCGUGGAAACCUGGAUCGGUCGAGAUCAAAGAGAUUGCUUAUAAGAAUGACAUGCGGGCCACCAAUUUUGCCGGCCUGUGGGCUGAUCCUAAUAGAAACGCGAUAUACAGAUGGGCUGGUGAGCUCUCUCGCUCAGCUCGAUACGAAAAGGGCGAAGAGACCGAGAUGUACAUGCUUUCAGUAGACGGUGGUGGGGAUGGGACGUGGAGCACCAAGAAGCCAGCCCAGCAGGCAGCUUUCGACAAAAUUAUCCCGAGUACUCAUGGGCAAUCGGUAUUCUGCGGCGACCUCGGAUUUUACAUUGGUGGUUACGUCUGGGCAGGGUCAUCUUACGGGGAGAGCACGAGAGGAUCGCCUGGUGUCCGCAUGUACAAUGCGAGCUCAUCAGAAUGGUACAACAUUACAGAUUUCGAACCGAGUGGUCCUCAGGGCAAUCUCCGGAACGGCGCCGCUGUCUGCAUACUUGGUUUUGGCAGCUCUCCACUGGUCAUGCUUCUUGGUGGAGCAACAGAUUUUGAGUCAGGAUAUCAGUCUCUCAGUUUUGUUACCAUAUACGACCCGAUCGCCCAAAAAUGGUAUCGACAAGAUACGGUCAAAGACACCAACGGCUUUCCUUCUGACCGAGAAUAUUUCUGUGCUGCUCCGGCUCAAGGAAAAAACGGAACAGUAGAGGUAUAUAUGUUUGGGGGCUUGUCGAGCGAGAAACGAUCAUUGGAUGACCUUUGGGUUCUGUCUUUACCAGCAUUUAAAUGGAUUCAACUCUCAAGCACUCGAAGCUCGGAAGCAAUACGACAUAUGCAUAAAUGUACAAUUGCUGGAAAGAGACAGUUCAUUUCCAUUGGUGGCCGAGCAAAACCUUCCAAAGACGGAUUCAAAAGCGAUGAUAUAUGGCCGAGGGGCAUAGGCAUUUUCGACCUCGUCACUUCGGAAUGGGUGGACUCAUAUGACCCCAGCCUAGGCGAAUAUGACUCGCCGGCAAGCGUUCAAAAGAUUUACAAGAGUGGUGAAGCAGAUGGAUAUAAUUAUACGCCUGGAGUCCAGGAGCUGUUCUGGAAAAAUCGAUCAAGCAACGACACAACAGAAGAGAGCCAGUCCUCAGGCGGCAAAGUUUCGGCAGGUACCAUAGCCGGGGCCACGGUUGGAGGCGUGGCUGUCGUUGUCUUGAUCGCCGGAGGGAUAUUCUGGCUCAUGCGCCGUCGCCGACAACAAGACAACCAGGCAAUGCCCUUGCCCACCGAGGACUUUAAAGAGCCCAACGUAUGGGGUGAUCAACCACUACCCCCAUAUCGGCAAGAUAUCUCAGGGGCUGGUGUGCCUAUCAUAGAACUCAACUCGACGACAGUGUCAGAAAUGGACGGCUGUCAGUCUCCGCCCAACAGAGCAGAGGGCCUAGCAGAACUUCCAACACCAGAAAUUGGCUCUUUUCGAUCUCCAUCCAUGUAG
Messenger RNA from Clonostachys solani, 1584 nucleotides. NCBI's taxonomy places the organism in Eukaryota, Fungi, Ascomycota, Sordariomycetes, Hypocreales, Bionectriaceae. The record is from the annotation of a GenBank genome assembly.